CAAUGGACCAAUAGAAACGCAGGAAACACGUGGAAGAAAACCCACCGGAGAAAUCAAAACCAGUAGAACGUCGACCACCGCAGCCAGAAUUCUGGAUACAACUUAUAUUCAUUACAGAAUGAUUUGUAGAAGAAUAUCAUUCAUCUGCUUCCUAAUCAUCACCAUUCCGAUUGCAGAAUCUUCAGAUGCAUCUCAGGUGAGAUGCAGCAGUAGAUGCGUUGCAGAAAACUGUAACUCGAUCGGAAUACGGUACGGAAAGUAUUGCGGUGUUGGAUGGACUGGAUGUCCAGGUGAAAAGCCCUGUGAUGACCUUGAUGCUUGUUGUCAGAUUCAUGACGAAUGCGUCGAGAAAAAAGGAAUGACUAAUGUUAAAUGUCACGAGAAGUUCAAACGCUGCAUAAAGAAGGUUCAGAAAUCAGGCAAAACCGGAUUUUCCAAUGAUUGCCCUUACGACACCGCAGUGCCUACAAUGCAACAAGGUAUGGACAUGGCCAUCUUAUUUAGCCAGUUUGGCAACUCUAAGCUUGAACUUUAAUCGGCUAGUGUACUCAUUUUUUAUUCUUUAUUUUUGUAAAAGUUACAUCAGAACUUUAGUUUUGCAACAAGAAUUCUGUCAUAUAAUUACACUUUAUUGAUCGUAUACAUCAUUAUAUUGUUUGCA
Molecule: messenger RNA, 661 nt
Organism: Helianthus annuus (common sunflower)
Lineage: Eukaryota; Viridiplantae; Streptophyta; Magnoliopsida; Asterales; Asteraceae
Product: probable phospholipase A2 homolog 1
Exons: 4
Coding region: 119-535 (138 amino acids)
Biological process (GO): arachidonate secretion; pollen tube growth; pollen development
Molecular function (GO): calcium ion binding; A2-type glycerophospholipase activity
Source: RefSeq, a predicted model, not a curated record